Messenger RNA from Acanthochromis polyacanthus (spiny chromis), 611 nucleotides. RefSeq names its product lines homolog 1 (gene lins1). Lineage: Eukaryota; Metazoa; Chordata; Actinopteri; Pomacentridae. The record is from RefSeq and is a predicted model, not a curated record.
GCAGCGCUGCUUCCGCGUCUAUCACAUGGUCAGUCCGUGCGGAAGAAACAGAGCUGCUGAACAGAAACAACCACACCAUGGAAGAGCAUUUUAAGUGUCUGACAGAUGCGUACAGAUGUUUUCUUAGCGGAUCACGUCCCGACCGAAGCGCUGCGGAUGUGGCAGCGGUGAUGUUCGGCGGGCUGUGUGGUCUGGUGCCCGUUCAGCUCAGAGAGGAGCGCUGCACUGAAGCAGAGAUGAUCUGCAUCAGUGUGACUCUGCUGGAGAAGAUCACCUCCAGUCUGACGGCUCAGAGCCUCCCUGUCCAGCUCACAUUAUACUCUGAGGAGGUCCUGAGGGUGUUGUUUGGAGACAUGAACCUCAUGGAACAACUGGUCCAUCACUUCCAAGCGGAGGACCAGAUCAUCUCACAUUUGGCUGCAAAGUGUGCAUCAGCGUGUGUUUUCUUCCAUCUCCAAAAAUGUGGAAUGGUCUGUCCUUUCUGGCAGAAGAAAUGUACAGAGGCUUUUCACAUCACCCCUGGGACUGAAUUAGAUGCCUGUCUGUGGUCAGUGACAGACGUUUUAAGAAAAACUCUUAAAGAAUCUCAGCAAGUGGCCAACGCCCCUUGA